Molecule: messenger RNA, 2064 nt
Organism: Anguilla rostrata (American eel)
Lineage: Eukaryota; Metazoa; Chordata; Actinopteri; Anguilliformes; Anguillidae
Gene: c8h1orf35
Product: chromosome 8 C1orf35 homolog
Exons: 8
Coding region: 415-1383 (322 amino acids)
Source: RefSeq, a predicted model, not a curated record
UGUGUUCUACAUGCGCACAGACUCGCUGGGUUAACAAGACUGGCUGAGAUUCGGGUCACUAAAGGGCGGAAAUAGCUGGCUAACGCUGGCUAAUAAAUAGAUUAGCUGCUGUUGCUAAGAAAAUAUAUAUCAAAACAAGCCAAGAAAAUAAAUGAAACGACUACUUCAACAUAUGUGAACUUCUAUUCGUCUCCACUCUGCUAGCUUGUUGAUUUAGCUACCUUUCAUUAUCAAGUACGACGUCCUCCAAGGAGGUUUUAGGAAACUCCCCGGAUGGACACACAGAAGGCCGCAAAGCGGGAGAAGCAUGUGUAGACAAAGCUAGUGUUGGUCAAGUAGCUAAUCAGUCUCAUUAUAUCAAAUUCAGAGAUUGUAUCAACACAAAUUCACAGAUAUCUCGCAUAUAACAUAAAAAUGUUUGGUUCAUCGAGAUCUGGAGGUGUGAGAGGUGGACAAGAUCAGUUCAACUGGGAUGAUGUGAAAGGCGACAAACACAGGGAAAACUACUUGGGCAACUCUCUCAUGGCCCCAGUAGGCCGAUGGCAGAAGGGUCGCGACCUAACUUGGUAUGCCAAAGACAAGCACGGCAGAGCAUCAGUAUCAAAGGAGGAGGAGCUUGCUGCUGUGCGGGAGGCCGAACAAGAGGCUUUGAUGGCCGCCUUAGGUUACAAGAAUUUGAAAAGACAACCAACUGGUCUGACCAAAGAGGAUUUGGCGGACGUGUGCAGGAGGGAGGGGGCAGCAGAAAGCGACGGCAGAGACGUGGACCGCGUUUCAGGUCUCGGCAGCUCGGGUUUGGGAUCAAGAAGAGUGAUGAUGUCCAAGCAGGAGAAGGAAGCAGCAAAAAUGGGCUUGCCAGUUUUCACACAUCAUAAACCCGAAGGCCAUCAGGAAGUUUCCAGCAUCAAGACUUCAGACACCAAAAACCAAGAAACUGAUGAACUAAGACACGAGAGCAAAAAGAAGGGCAAAAAGGAAAAGAAGAGUAAGAAGGAGAAAAAGAAGAAGAAGAAGAAAGAGAAAAAGCUUAAGAAGCAGUCAUCAUCCUCGGGGUCGGAAUCGGAGGACGAUCUGAAAAGGAGGAGAAAGGAUGACUACCGCCACCACCGCCAUCAUCAUCAGGAUCAUCAUCCAUCAUCGAGCCGGCAGACUGGAGCCAGGCUCCCUGACAGCCAUUCACCGGGCGGGGCAAAGGCCGAGCCCCGCCCCCGUCCCCGCUGCUCGCGCUCCCCCUCCCCCUCCCGGCAGCGGCAGCGCCACGACACGGACUCUUCCUUAGACAGGGGGUCCCCCGCCCCUCGGCACAGCACCAGCCGCCGGCGAGCCGCCCCAUCACCCCUGGGCCUGGGCCACAAGCGGCGCCAUGAUACCGACUCUGACUGACCGGGCCCCGCCCACCGCCGGGAGGAGUCCCGGGAGGGCGUCCAAUCAGAAGGCUCCCUCGGCAUCAGUCAUUCUUACAGCGCAAACGCGUGUGAAAGAGUUCAAUCCACAAUCCGCAGCACAGCGUGCGCAUCAGGGCUCAGCAGCUAGCAUUCAGGAGGACAUUGGCCAGAAGGACACAGCGUGAGUGUGCUCUGUGUACAUCGUGUCACCCAGUCACUGAUUCAGGAUCAGCCAACUCAGCCUUAUUUAUGUCUAAUUCCUUUUGUGUAUUUAGCCUGAACUGACCCAGUGCCACUGCUUGGGUAAGUUAAUUUUUAACAAGGAUACAUAAUGGCCCCAGGCAAAUAAAUUGUCUUGAGCCAUUAUCUGUCAAGAGGUAAUUGCCAGUGUGGUGGCAGUAAAGCUGGUAUUUCCCAUCUUAGUUUAGAUAUUUCUUUUUAUGACUGUGAUUAGGCAUUAUUGUGAUUUGUGUACUUCUUUUUAGAAGUUUGUGCCCUCUGAACUUCAGAUAUUUCAUCUACAGAUUUUAAACCUUUUUAAAGAAAAGCCAUGAAUUUAGCAGCCAGCAUCCAGUGUGGUCAUCAUUUUUCUGUACAUUCUCCACAUUGAACCCAUGAGGCUUCAAAGCCUGUGUAAUUAACAUCACGGUUUCAGACUAAAAUCUUGUUUUGGGGUGAA